AUGCUCCUGUUUUUAUUUAUUGGAGUUGCUGCAUUUCCAGAAUUAUCUCUAAAGACAGAGGCAAACCUCCAAAGCCUGAACUGCCAAAAGUACAUCUGUGGAGGCACAAAGCCAAUGAACCCAAAUACCUGCAUUUAUUAUGGUGGAGAAGCAUAUUAUUUGCAAGAAUGCACAAAUUCUCCAAACCUGUAUUGUCCAGCGGUGUUUAAUUUACUUAACCAGACAUGCACAGUGCCUCCAUCUCCGACUUCCCAAACGGCUUAUCCAGGAGAAUACUGUGAAGAUGAUUCCUGGUGCUUAUAUGGGACCUGUAAAGGAGGUCUUUGUUAUGGACAGGAAUAUGGGAGUAAUUGUCAAAGCCAUGGAGAAUGUAAUAAAGGCUUACGGUGUAGUAAUGGUAAAUGUGUAAAUCAAAUCGCGGUAAACCAAACUGGCUGUGUAAAUGAUUAUGACUGUGUCAAUAAUGGUCAAAUAAAAAAAAAAAUGUAUUAUUUUUUUUAAAUAAAAGGACUGGUGAAUUUAAAAAAAAAAAACACAGUCAAUUUAUAUAAAAAAAAAUAAUAUUCAUUAGAGCCCACCAAUAAUGCCGGGUGCGAUAUUAACACCUGCAGAGAAUAUUACAGUGUCGCGAAUGGAGACUGGGUCGACAUGUGUGAGAACUCUCAAUCACAAAUUUGUGGCAGCGGCUUUUGUGUGUAUGGGCUUUGCCAGCCAGCUAUUAAAAAUUCUCAAAAAUUGCCUCAAACUUGUUAUUCGAAUUCUGACUGUGUUUCUCAUGAGUUGGCAAGCCAAGGAAUCACACUUUAUACAACUUGUCAAUGCGGUUAUGGGCGGAAUGCCUUAUCUUAUUGCACUUUAUUCCCAGGGGAUGAUCCUUUCCAAGAUUUAAUGAAAAUUUAUAAAAAAUGAAUUUCAAGCAAAGAUGCGUUAAACUGUAACACUGCCAGAAGGUGGAGCACAGGGUGUGUCAAAACAAUGCUGGGGGAUAAUGCAGCUGAAGAAUUUGACUAUUACUCUUAUAAAGUAACUUAUUUCCCACAAGUCCAAAAAGUUGAUGAAUGUGCGCUAGAUAUAAUAUUCCCAGCUUAUAGUGCUGAAGUCAGUGAUAGAAAUAGCAGCGGUUUGUGGAUUUGUAUUGGGAUGGCGUUAUAUGGAGCUCUCAUAUAA
Blepharisma stoltei is the source of this 1167-nucleotide messenger RNA. The record is from the annotation of a GenBank genome assembly. Lineage: Eukaryota; Ciliophora; Heterotrichea; Heterotrichida; Blepharismidae.